Neoarthrinium moseri is the source of this 408-nucleotide messenger RNA. RefSeq lists its product as uncharacterized. The record is from RefSeq and is a predicted model, not a curated record. Lineage: Eukaryota; Fungi; Ascomycota; Sordariomycetes; Amphisphaeriales; Apiosporaceae. The transcript has a single exon. The coding region runs from base 1 to 408 and encodes 135 amino acids.
AUGUCAGCGCAGCAACAUGUCUAUGUCCUUGGUAUAAACGCCAAGCUUGGGGCUGAGGCUGAGGCAAGAUGGGGAACAUUUGACGAUAUCAUGAAGAAGAUCGAGGUCGACUUGGCCCGAGCAGAGAGAAAUGGCUUUCCAUGCACGCUACAGGUCGUCGAUAGUGGAAAUGUGGACAAGUCAUUGGCAGAAUUCGAGGCCAAUUUAAUAGCAGGAAAGGACAAAUACUCAGCGCUCAUGUUUGGCGGCGGUAUCCGGACAAAUCCAGACCCUUUGCCUUUCGAGAAGGCAAUCAGCAUCGCAAGGAAGGUACUAAAGCCGGAUGUACUGAUUCUGUUCAACGAUGGACCCGACAGGCAUUCUUGGGCGAUUGAGCGAGGAUUUGGUGUAAAAAUGGAGAUUGGCUAA